This is a messenger RNA of Medicago truncatula (barrel medic), 1270 nucleotides long. Its product is annotated as expansin-A4. Gene Ontology annotation, cellular component: extracellular region. The coding region runs from base 122 to 898 and encodes 258 amino acids. The transcript is spliced from 3 exons. NCBI's taxonomy places the organism in Eukaryota, Viridiplantae, Streptophyta, Magnoliopsida, Fabales, Fabaceae. The record is from RefSeq and is a predicted model, not a curated record. Gene Ontology annotation, biological process: plant-type cell wall organization.
UCCCACACUCUCACUGCCCAAUCAACUCUCACCUCCCAAUCAAUCUCUACUCUAGGGUAGGUUCUUUGUUACUUAUAAUUUUCUCAUUCGGAAAAGAAGAACAAAAAUACUUGAAAUAGCUAUGGUGGCCAAAAUGCUCUACAUUGCUUUCAUAAUUAUCACUUCAAUGUACAUUGUUCAAGCUAGAAUUCCUGGUGUUUACUCUGGUGGUCAAUGGCAAGAUGCUCAUGCUACUUUCUAUGGUGGAUCUGAUGCUUCUGGCACCAUGGGAGGAGCAUGUGGGUACGGAAAUUUGUACAGUCAAGGUUACGGAGUGAACACAGCAGCAUUAAGCACUGCUUUGUUCAACAAUGGUUUAAGCUGUGGUGCUUGUUUUGAGAUAAAGUGUGCAAAUGACAAAGAGUGGUGUCAUUCUGGGAGUCCUUCAAUUUUCAUUACUGCUACUAACUUUUGUCCUCCUAAUUUUGCUCAAGCAAGUGAUAAUGGUGGUUGGUGUAACCCUCCUCGUCCUCAUUUUGAUCUUGCUAUGCCUAUGUUUCUUAAGAUUGCCGAGUAUCGUGCUGGUAUUGUCCCUGUUGCUUACCGCAGGGUGCCAUGCAGAAAGCGCGGUGGAAUAAGAUUCACCGUGAACGGAUUCCGUUACUUUAACCUGGUGCUAAUUAGCAACGUAGCAGGUGCUGGUGAUAUCGUGCGCGCGUACGUGAAAGGCACUCGAACCGGGUGGAUGCCACUGAGCCGAAACUGGGGUCAGAACUGGCAAUCCAACGCGGUUUUAGUGGGCCAGGCUUUGUCCUUUCGUGUUUCAAGCAGUGACCGUAGAUCUUCAACAUCUUGGAACAUUGCUCCUCCUAGUUGGCAAUUUGGUCAAACUUUCACUGGAAAGAAUUUUAGGGUUUAAUAUAUAAUAUAUCAAUGACAUUAUCAUAUGCUAAUUCUAAUAUAUAUUUUUUAAUGUUGGUUGAGAAAGGUUAAUUUUUCUUACUGUUUUUAGUUGGUGUUUUUUGACUUGAUGCUUUAUUGAGAAUGAGAUGAUGGAUGGGGAUAGAGAGAAAAUGACAAGUUAAUUGUGACUAGGUGUUGAUUUGUCUUGGUUAUUGAUGUUAGGGUUUGAUAUUGAUACAUUAUUAUAUAUAACUAAUGUAAUGAAGGUUGUACUUUGAAUUGCUGAAAGUGGCUAAACAAAUGGUAGCCCGCAGCUAAUUUGUAUUUUUACAGAAUGAUGAUGGUGGUGUAAUAUAUAUAAUAUUACCAUUUGCUUAUCAUUAUGAUU